AUGUCAGGCAUUGUGGCGGAGAUCAACAAAAUCCCUCCCAUUACACGCACGCUCUGUCUGUCCAUGGCAGCAGUGUCGUUGCCCGUCAUCAUGAAUCUUUAUGGAUUCUACAGAGUUGCGUGGAUAUGGCCCUCUGUAAGAUACCAGUUCGAGAUUUGGAGAGCAUUCACCACUAUGUUCAUUGAAGUGGGAGGAAUCAACUUCAUAUUCAUGAUUGCAACGUUAUAUCGUACCUCAAAUGAACUCGAAACAGUGUCGUAUGCAGGUCGCCCAGCAGACUAUGUGUGGCAGAUGUUUCUUUCAGUUAUUGGCAUCCUGCUCCUCAACGCCAAACGCACAAACGUCCUUAUUCACACCCGCGCCUUCCUCUGCGCGCUGUCCUACAUCAACUCUGCGCUCGCCCCCGCGGGUGCCAUGACCUCGCUGUUCGGCCUCGUCACCUUCCCCGUCAUCUACUGGCCGUACGUCUUCGUCGCACUCGACCUCCUCAAUGGCGGCCCCCACGCUGGCGCGACUGCCAUGUCCGGCGCCGUCAUCGGUCACCUGUGGUGGUGGGGCGCGUGGGAAGCUCGCGCCGUCCGUCCCGCGCUCAACGCGCCGAACUUCUUGAGAAGGCUCAUGGGACAGACCGGUGGCGGGGAGCCGGUCAGGAUGGGUGGGGGCGUGUCAGUCGUGACCCCGAGGCAGGUGCGUGACGCCGAUGCGCGGGCUGGUGACGGGCACAGCUGGGGAUCUGGGCGUCGGUUGGGCCGGUGA
This is a messenger RNA of Epithele typhae, 756 nucleotides long. Its product is annotated as DER1-domain-containing protein. Lineage: Eukaryota; Fungi; Basidiomycota; Agaricomycetes; Polyporales; Epitheliaceae. Gene Ontology annotation, cellular component: Hrd1p ubiquitin ligase ERAD-L complex; endoplasmic reticulum membrane. The record is from RefSeq and is a predicted model, not a curated record. Bases 1 to 756 code for a protein of 251 amino acids. Gene Ontology annotation, molecular function: ubiquitin-specific protease binding; misfolded protein binding. Gene Ontology annotation, biological process: endoplasmic reticulum unfolded protein response. The transcript is spliced from 5 exons.